CGGGACGUCUUCGACAAUGCUACCAGAAUUGACUGUUUCAACAGAACCUGCUAACAUUACAGCUGAUACCAAUGAAACAUCUUCGACAUUGUUACCCGAGUUAAAUGUUUCAACAAAACCUGCUAACGUUACAGCUGAUACCAAUGAAACAUCUUCGACAAUAUUACCGGAAUUGAAUGUUUCAACGGAACCUGCUAAUGUUACUGUUGAUACUAAUGAAACAUCUUCGACAUUGUUACCCGAGUUGAAUAUUUCAACAGAACCUACUAAUGUUAUUACUGAUACUAAUGAAACAUCUUCGACAAUGUUACCGGAAUUGAAUGUUUCAACGGAACCCACUAACGUUACAGCUGAUACUAAUGAAACGUCUUCGACAUUGUUACCCGAGUUGAAUGUUUCAACAGAACCUUCAAACGUUACCGCUGAGACUAAUGAAACGUCUUCGACAUUGUUACCGGAAUUGAAUGUUUCAACGGAACCUGCUAACGUUACUGUUGAUAGUAAUGAAACGUCUUCGACAUUGUUACCAGAAUUGAAUGUUUCAACAGAACCUGCUAACGUUAGUUUUGAUACUAACGAGACGUCCUCGACAAUGCUACCAGAAUUGAAUGUUUCAACGGAAGCUACUAACAUUACAGCUGAUACUAAUGAAACGUUUUCGACAUUGUUACCAGAAUCGAAUGUUUCAACUGAACCUGCUAACAAUACAGCUGAUACCAAUGAAACGUCUUCGACAAUGUUACCUGAGUUGAAUGUUUCAACAGAACCUGCUAACGUUACUGUUGAUACUAAUGAAACGUCUUCGACAUUGUUACUAGAAUUAAAUGUUUUAACGGAACCCGCUAAUGUUACUGCUGAUAUUAAUGAAACAUCUUCGACAAUGUUACCCGAGUUGAAUGUUUCAACUGAACCUGCUAACGUUACCGCUGAUACGAAUGAAACGUCUUCGACAUUGUUACCAGAAUUGAAGGUUUUAACAGAACCUGCUAAUGUUACUGCUGAUACUAAUGAAACAUCUUCGACAUUGUUACCCGAGUUGAAUAUUUCAACAGAACCUACUAAUGUUACUGCUGGUACUAAUAAAACAUCUUCGACAUUGUUACCGAAACUGAAUGUUUCAACAGAACCUGCUAACGUUACUGUUGAUACUAAUGAAACGUCUUCGACAAUGUUACCAGAGUUAAAUGUUUCAACGGAACCCGCUAACGUUACCGCUGAUACUAACGAGACGUCUUCAACAAUGCUACCAGAAUUGAAUGUUUCAACGGAACCUGCUGAAAAUACAGCUGAUACUAAUGAAACGUCUUCGACAAUGUUACCAGAAUUAAAUGUUUCAACGGAACCCGCUAAAAAUACAGCUGAUACUAAUGAAACGUCUUCGACAUUGUUACCCGAGUUGAAUGUUUCAACAGAACCUUCAAACGUUACCGCUGAUACUAAUGAAACAUCUUCGACAUUGUUACCGGAAUUGAAUGUUUCAACAGAACCUGCUAACGUUACUGUUGAUACUAAUGAAACGUCUUCGACAAUGUUACCAGAAUUAAAUGUUUCAACGGAACCUGCUAAUGUUACCGCUGAUACUAACGAGACGUCUUCGACAAUGCUACCAGAAUUGAAUGUUUCAACGGAAGCUACUAUUAUUACAGCUGAUACUAAUGAAACGUCUUUGACAUUGUUACCAGAAUUGAAUGUUUCAACUGAACCUGCUAACGUUACUGCUGAUACUAAUGAAACAUCUUCAACAAUGUUACCGGAAUUGAAUGUUUCAACGGAACCUGCUAACGUUACUGUUGAUACUAAUGAAACAUCUUCGACAUUGUUACCCGAGUUGAAUAUUUCAACAGAACCUACUAACGUUACUGUUGAUACUGAUGAAACGCCUUCGACAUUGUUACCAGAAUUGAAUGUUUCAACGGAACCUGUUAACGUUACUGUUGAUACUAAUGAAACGUCUUCGACAUUGUUACCAGAAUUGAAUGUUUCAACUGAACCUGCUAACAUUACACCUGAUACCAAUGAAACGUCUUCGACAAUGUUACCGGAAUUGAAUGUUUCAACAGAACUUUCAAACGUUACCGCUGAUAUUAACGGGAC
Messenger RNA from Hylaeus volcanicus, 2094 nucleotides. RefSeq lists its product as uncharacterized. The annotation marks the transcript as partial. Lineage: Eukaryota; Metazoa; Arthropoda; Insecta; Hymenoptera; Colletidae. The record is from RefSeq and is a predicted model, not a curated record. The transcript has a single exon.